AUGAGUGAGGCGCAGCCGGAGCUUGGUGAGUUGCGCCAGCUGUUGAGAUGUGCCUUGGGCCGAGCGGCGGAUGGAUGGCUGCAGAGGGAGCUCAGCCAGCUGAGGAGCCGCAGAUGCCUGCAGCAACUCGGGCAACAUCUGACUCUGCGUCUGAAGCAGACGGUGGCGAACCUGGGCUUGAGCAUGAGGAGCCGCAGAUGCCUGCAGCAACUCGGGCAACACCUGAUUCUGCGUCUGAAGCAGACGGUGGCGAACCUGGGCUUGAGCAUGAGGAGCCGCAGAUGCCUGCAGCAACUCGGGCAACACCUGACUCUGCGUCUGAAGCAGACGGUGGCGCACCUGGGCUUGGGGCAACACCUGACUCUGCGUUCGAAGCAGACGGUGGCGAACCUGGGCUUGAGGUCUACAGCUAUCAGGGCGAACCUGGGCUUGAGCAUGAGGAGCCGCAGAUGCCUGCAGCAACUCGGGCAACAUCUGACUCUGCGUCUGAAGCAGACGGUGGCGAACCUGGGCUUGAGCAUGAGGAGCCGCAGAUGCCUGCAGCAACUCGGGCAACAUCUGACUCUGCGUCUGAAGCAGACGGUGGCGAACCUGGGCUUGAGCAUGAGGAGCCGCAGAUGCCUGCAGCAACUCGGGCAACACCUGAUUCUGCGUCUGAAGCAGACGGUCUUGAGCGUGAGGAGCCGCAGAUGCCUGCAGCAACUCGGGCAACACCUGACUCUGCCUCUGACGCAGACGGUGGCGAACCUGUGGUUGAAAAUCAGGAGCCGCAGAUGCCUGCAGCAACUCGGGCAACACCUGACUCUGCGUCUGAAGCAGACGGUGGCGAACCUGGGCUUGGGGCAACACCUGACUCUGCGUUCGAAGCAGACGGUGGCGAACCUGGGCUUGAGGAGCCGCAGAUAUAGCGGCGAACCUGAGCUUGAGAAUGAGGAGGCGCAGUUGCCUGCAGCAACUCGGGCAACACCUGACCCGGCGUCUGACGCAGAUAGCGGCGAACCUGGGCUUGAGCAUGAGGAGCCGCAGCUGCCUGCAGCAACUCGGGCAACACCUGACCCGGCAUCUGACGCAGACGGCGGCGCACCUGGGCUUGAGCACGAGGAGCCGCAGAUGCCUGCAGCAACUCGGGCAACACCUGGCCCGCAGUCUGACGCAGACGAUGGCGAACCUGGGCUUGAGAAUGAGGAGCCGCAGCUGCCUGCAGCAACUCGAGCAACACCUGCGGAGCCGCUGCUGACCAGUAGCAGGCAGGAAGCGCCUGACACGGCCAUCGCACCAGACGGCGGUGAGGAUUCAACACAGGCAUGGGCAAAGACGGAACUGCCGGACCCAGCAAGCGACCCAUGCCCCAGCCUGAGUUCAACAAGGGCGCCCAGCCAUGAGCUACAGAGAGCUUUGGGUUCAUCCGAGGGCGCCUGGCAAAGGCCGCCCAUUGAGAUCCCGCCCCUCCGAGUACCACCGGACCGCAAGCGCAGCCGCGGCUCGCGGCUGGCGCCGGGCUUGCUGGUGGCUUCGGCCCCCGAGCUUCCGCAACCUCCGGUCAAGCCGGAGGUGCGCCGACGCGGCCGAGGCCAACCACGGCCGCCUGAGUUGCCGCCUGCACCCAAGGCGUUGCGCCGCGAAAGGAGUGCACCCUCCGAAAGGAGCGCUCCCUCCGAGCCAAGGGCGCAGAACGGGGACUUGAAGCUGCCAGAGUUGCUGCCAAAGGAAGCUGCAGGUUCUUCUGGAGCUCGGGCGGCCAUCUACUCGCAGAGUUUCCGGAAGGCAUCCGUGGAAGAAGUGGAGAGGCAUCGGCUCUACAGAUCCAGCCUGAAGCUCCCAGCCAUCCCGGUGCGGCAUCGUAGCUCCCCGGAGCCUCCCGCACGCAUGUGGCGCUAA
Messenger RNA from Effrenium voratum, 1878 nucleotides. The record is from the annotation of a GenBank genome assembly. Lineage: Eukaryota; Dinophyceae; Suessiales; Symbiodiniaceae.